GAGGCUGUUUAAAGUUAAAUAAACGCCGCGGCGCGACUCGUAUUGCACACAGUGUGCGGCGACGCCGAGGGACAGGCGACGAAGCGAAAAGAGACGAGCAGAACCGAACCUGCGCGACGAGAAGACUCUUCUAGAGAAUGACGUCCAUUUGUCCAAGAUGCGAUAAGACUGUAUUUUUCGCUGAAAAAGUGAGCUCUUUGGGGAAAAACUGGCACCGUUUCUGUCUGAAAUGUGAACGAUGUAGUAAGAUUCUGUCUCCUGGAGGCCAUGCGGAGCAUGAUGGAUUGCCUUACUGUCAUAAACCCUGCUAUGGAACACUCUUUGGACCAAAAGGAGUAAAUAUUGGAGGGGCGGGGUCUUACAUAUACGACACACCUCCUCAGACACCGCUCAACAAAUCAUGCAACAGCCCUUCAGAUGGUUCGCCCACUACACCUUGGACCAGCUCACAGAUCAGCUUUAAUCAACCUAAAGCUUCCACUGUGCCUGCGCGUAUGUUUGCUGGAGAGACUUAUCUGUGUCCUGGCUGUGGAAAAGCAGUUUAUUUCGCUGAGAAGGUGAUGUCCCUGGGUCGCAACUGGCACAGGCCUUGUCUUCGCUGUGUGAGGUGUAAGAAAACACUGACCCCUGGGGGCCAUGCAGAGCAUGAAGGAAGCCCGUACUGCCAUGUUCCCUGCUAUGGGUACCUGUUUGGACCAAAAGGUGUAAACAUUGGGAAGGUAACUGCCAGGCCACCACAGAAGCAAUGAGUCCCACAGAACACAGGAUGGUCUGAGAGAAGUGGCCCCAAAAACUGUCCAAGAGCAGAACUACAGGAGCUAAUUGACCAAGCAGAAUUUUAAGUGACUGUUCCUGCAGUUUCAUUAUUACGCCAGCAGAUGGAGGCGUAUCUCAAACAUACGCAAAGUUUUGAAUACAGUUUGUCGGUGAUGGUGAUUUGCCACUAAAGAACUGCAAACAUGAUGAAGGAGGAAGAAAAGGUGCUGGCCAAUGUAAAAGCUAUUCCUGAUCUAUAGGACACCAGCAGCAUCGGCUUACGACCAAAUCUACAUGCCAAACAGAAGUUAGGUUUUUUAUCUAAAACAUUUCUUGAUUGUGGUGGUCUUCAUAAAAUACAAAUUGUUCAUAAUAUUUAUCAUAAUAAAAUCACUAGUUUUACUUUUUUUGUAAAAGGGCUUGAACCUGCGAACUUCCAUCUGACAACUUGUCAACUUACAAUUACCAGCUAACUUCUUCUUUGGGAUGUGAAUGAAAGAAAUUUUAGUAAUUAAUAAAUUAAGUAAAUAAUUAGUUUGAAUCAAAAAUGGGCUGCAGAGUUCUAGUUCAUCCCCAGUUGUUUUUUUUUUAUGAUUUUGUUUUGCUUUUUAGGUUACUAUUGUGCACAUUUAAGAGUAGAAUUUAAAUUGUAUUUUAAGAGUAAUCCAGUGAUUGGCAAACUAUUACUUUAAAAGCUAUAAUUAUACGCAUGCAGUCAUGUUUUUUAUUGCAAUGCACAGAAUUGUUAAUAAUGAACUGCUGGAGACUUCCUUGGAUUGAUUUUGUUUUCGUUAUUGCUUUUUAGCUAACAUUUCAGGAUUUAGAUUAAAAUGUAAAAUGUAUUUGAGUAUAGUUUAUAUAAAUUCAAAUUAAUUUUUUUUUUUUUACUUAAAAUGGUUUAAGGCAAGAGUUUCAGCACACAGGCCUAGCUAGAAAGGGUCAACAACAUGGUUUAUAAAGUGCAUUAAGUUCUUCCCUG
Messenger RNA from Puntigrus tetrazona (Sumatra barb), 1735 nucleotides. It is a transcript of the gene crip3, whose product is annotated as cysteine-rich protein 3. NCBI's taxonomy places the organism in Eukaryota, Metazoa, Chordata, Actinopteri, Cypriniformes, Cyprinidae. Bases 138 to 749 code for a protein of 203 amino acids. The record is from RefSeq and is a predicted model, not a curated record. The transcript is spliced from 8 exons.